UGGGUGGAGGGGGGGUGGCGGCCGGGGGAGCGCCUUGCUGACGGCGGGCGGCCGCUGUCCGUCUGUCCGCCCGUCCGUCCGUCCGACCGCCGCAAUGCAGAACGUCAUCAACACGGUGAAGGGGAAGGCCCUGGAGGUGGCCGAGUACCUCACACCCGUGCUCAAGGAAUCCAAGUUUAAAGAAACUGGAGUGAUUACACCUGAAGAAUUUGUUGCAGCUGGAGAUCACUUAGUUCACCACUGUCCUACUUGGCAAUGGGCUUCAGGAGAAGAACUAAAAGUCAAAGCUUAUCUGCCAACAGACAAACAGUUUUUGGUAACUAAAAAUGUGCCGUGCUAUAAAAGGUGUAAGCAGAUGGAGUACUCAGAUGAGCAGGAGGCAAUUAUAGAAGAAGAUGAUGGUGAUGGGGGAUGGGUAGACACUUUUCACAAUGCAGGUAUAGUGGGUGCAACAGAAGCAGUUAAGGAGAUCACACUAGACAGUAAGGAUAAUAUAAAAAUACCAGAGUGUUCAGCAUCUUGUGAAGAUGAUGAUGAGGAAGAUGAAGGAGAAGCUGCAGACAUGGAAGAGUAUGAAGAAAGUGGGCUAUUGGAGACAGAUGAUGCAACACUUGACACAAGACAGAUUGUAGAAGCUAACAAAACUAAAGUUGAUGUUGGAGGGGAAGAUGCUAUUCUACAGACUAGAACCUAUGACCUCUACAUCACUUAUGACAAAUAUUACCAAACUCCAAGGCUCUGGUUAUUUGGAUAUGAUGAGCAGCGGCAGCCUUUAACAGUAGAGCAUAUGUAUGAAGAUAUUAGUCAAGAUCACGUCAAGAAAACAGUGACCAUUGAAAACCAUCCUCAUCUUCCUCCACCUCCCAUGUGCUCAGUUCAUCCAUGCAGGCAUGCAGAAGUCAUGAAGAAAAUAAUCGAGACUGUUGCAGAAGGUGGGGGAGAACUUGGAGUUCACAUGUACCUUCUUAUUUUCUUGAAAUUUGUACAGGCGGUCAUUCCAACGAUAGAAUACGACUACACAAGGCACUUUACGAUGUAACUAAAAUAAGAGAUGUGUUCCUCUAAUUAUCGAAUCUUUUUUUAAAUAACCCAUCCAUGUGACUUAUACAACAUUAUACACAAUUUCUGUAACUAAUCUUUUAUCAACUUGAUGCAUUAAAAUAAAAUGUUCCAUUACCAGCCUUUUUAAUAAAAA
Molecule: messenger RNA, 1195 nt
Organism: Poecile atricapillus (Black-capped chickadee)
Lineage: Eukaryota; Metazoa; Chordata; Aves; Passeriformes; Paridae
Gene: ATG3
Product: autophagy related 3
Exons: 12
Coding region: 95-1039 (314 amino acids)
Biological process (GO): nucleophagy; autophagosome assembly; autophagy of mitochondrion
Cellular component (GO): cytoplasmic ubiquitin ligase complex; cytosol
Molecular function (GO): Atg8-family ligase activity
Source: RefSeq, a predicted model, not a curated record